Podarcis muralis (Common wall lizard) is the source of this 3523-nucleotide messenger RNA. NCBI's taxonomy places the organism in Eukaryota, Metazoa, Chordata, Lepidosauria, Squamata, Lacertidae. The record is from RefSeq and is a predicted model, not a curated record.
GUCCUGGCAGGGCAAAGAAAACGGAAAAAGCAGCGAGCGGAACGGAAAGGAAUGAUAGGAAUGAGCUGGACACCGCUGUUUGUGGUUUCUUUAUAUUCUUAUUGCAUAUUUUUGUUGCGAUAAGUUUCAAAGAGUGGCAGUAUUGGCUAAGCCCCAAAAAUGUUAGUUUAUAUUAGCCUGUCAGGACUCCAAAAUGGGCGGGGAAUCAGGGGCGGGGCGAACAACCGGGAAGCCCACGCCGUUUGAAUAGAGACGUGUGGUGACGGCGGGCAGAAGGGACGUUCAUGACAGCUAUCGGUACCGGCAUCUGAAAUUCAGCUGAGUAGGUCACAUAGGAUCACUUCAAAUGGCAUCAAAGGAUCAAAACAAGGAAAAAGAGGGGGGUCCUAACCUUCCAACAGCUCCUUUCCAAUGGGGAGCCUUCCUGUCUGCAGUGAAAGAUCAGAUUCCUUCAAUGGAUUCUGACACCUUAGUGUCUGAUUGCGAUGAAGAUGAUGGGGAGCUUUUCAUCUUCCAGCGUGAUCAAUCCGACCUGGUUCCUGACUUCUCGGAGGAACUAGAAGACCUUCCUCCAGAAGAAGCACAUUUGCAGAAAACAUUUGAGUUUAUGAGACAUCCAAGAGAGACCUGGAAUGAAGAUGGAGAAGAUUCCGCUUUUCAGAAAGACAAGAGUCCUAGGAGACAUGUGUUACUAGACAGGGACGGAUUUGGUCUUGUGACUGAAGAAAAGUCAAACCAAGAGGCCAUUGCUCCUUCAGUGUCCUCUAUGAAUGAGAAUAAACCAGGAGAGGGAAUCUCAGGGGUCCCCAGAGACCAAGAACGAGAUAUCAGGGAAAAUAAGGGGAGACUUAGCUCUUCACCUGAUACGUUACCAUCUGUGGAAGUGUCACCUUUUUUGAUGCUAAACACCAGUGAAAAAGAACGGAGGAAACUAAUAGAAACUAAAAUUCUCUCCAAGGCGACAUUGGGACCCCCUUCUGGAGAACUAGGUCAUCCCCAACCAAAAAACAAUAACAACAAUUUAGAAAUUGCAGAACAGGAGCCAGGAGCUAUUUCAGCUGAACACCCCCGAGAGCUGAUGCUGUUUGCCUUCAAGGACAUUGAGAAGUGGAAUCUAGACAAGGUACUUCAGGACCUGGAGAAGCAAAGUGGCGAUAGAAAUUGUACAGUGGAAGCUGCUUUUUCUUCAGCGAACCAUGAAGCUGUCAGGGCUCAGUCACAAACAAGGCUCAUGGGAAAGCUAGAAGAGCUAUGCCUCAAGCAGUCAAGGGCAUUUUUCUCACACCGCAGGAGGUGCCUUGCCAAGUUUCCCAACUUCAGUGAGUGCCAGGGAGAUGGGAGAGAUGUACCCAUCCUGGCAUCAUGGACGAACGGCCAAAACCUUCCUCCAAUUGAACUGCAACGUUUUCCAGAGCCGCCAACGGUAUAUAUUGAUCUAAGGGACACAACACCUCAGAGGUCUGAGUCGUUGGCUGAUGAGCAGCAAAGCUCGAGCGGCAGCUCCACAGAUGAGGAGGAGGAGGAGGAAAUGGAAGUGACAGACCGAGAGAAAGUGGAAGAAGGGAUGAAAGAGUUUCCCCAGCCAUCACGCAAGGGUUGCACUGCGAAAAGCUUUCUGCUGCAGCAACUCCGAUACUUUCGCAAGACAUCUCAGUCUUCACCUGUUGCCCAGGACAAGGAAAAGUGCCAGAAUCUCAAGAGCUCAGAAGAAAAUGACCAGCUGGGAGUCAGGAGAAGACAGAGCCUAAAACUGAGGAGACCGACCUCCACGGAGCCAGAGAAUUCAAAAUCUAGUGCAAGAAGCUUCCCUGCUCUGGAUCUUAACAGUGUGGCGAGGAGCUCAAGAGAACUCAAGGAAGAACCCAAGAAAGGGUCAAACAGAGAGACACCUCGAGACUCUGCAGACAAAGACACAGGAUACCCAAGGACAGAAGAAAGCCAAAAAGAAAAGCAGGGAGAAGAGAAGCGCAGGAAACAGAGGCUCAAAGAGCAGCUGGAAAACUUAAAACCUCAGCACUCCACCACUGGAAAGCAGCCCAUGGCAGAACAGACCCCCGUCUUAUUCCAUACGGAGGCCUCAUUCCUUGCCCCUGUCAACACGCUGCCCACCCCAAAAGGCGCCAAAAGAGAGAUGCUGCUCAUGACCAUUUGGUUAUCUAGCUGCGGACAGGUUGCCCCUUGCUGCCAGCAGACCAGCUUCUUUCCCGGAACCCCCUUGGCAGCAGCUAGCAUCUACCCUGCAGUUGUGACCUGGCUCCUGUCUCUGGUACCCUGCCUGGGAGCAAGAGGAGAGAGCAAAGCACCAUUCCAGGUCUUGGGGCUGCAGCAGAUCUGGUAUAAGGAUGGCCUGGCACUCCACGCUUGUUUAACACCAGUCAGCGAGUCGGAAGUCCACAGCAGUCGGAAGCAUGAAAAAGAAAAGGAAAAGCAACAACAAAGCCCAAGCACCUCCUAUUUAAAGCCCAAGAACUCCCUUCAGGGAAUGUCUCUGUUCCAUCAGCAGAGCUCCGUGUUUCUCUCUCAAACGUCUCUCUUGGAUGUUAUCUGGUGGAAAGCACAACUGGACAGUCACAUGCAGAAUCAGUCAUACCCCUUCCUUCCUGAGAUUCCUCCCAUCCACCUCAGCCACUUUGCUACCCUUAACUCAGAUUCCAUGGCGCUGGAGAAGGUCUUUGCUGUGCCAGCUGGGUUUUACUGGCAGACCGUAGAGACGGAUGAAAAAUACUUCCCCAGCGGCAGUGAUAUCAGAGAGAGCAGCGACACGGAUAGUGAGGUUGCCAUGGCACUGCUGUUUGAGACCCUUCUCAGAAGCCCCCUGGCUGUCCAUCACACACUCCAGCUGAUUCUUGCCUCUGGUUUGGAUAUCUGUGGAUUCCGCCUGCUCUACCCACAGCCGGACAUGUUCCUCUCUAGCACAGUAACACCACCGUCUUGUUAUACCCAAGAGAAAGGGCCCUCUGUGCUAGCACUGAGCCUGAGAGGGCAAAGAGCCCGUGGCAUCCUGCAAGAUAUCAUGGGCCCCUCUGACACACAGCUGGCCAGAGUUACGGACUGCCACUCAAUCAGUGCAAUCUAUGGUUCAAGCCGAGCCGAGCCUCUUGCCUACCUCCCUCACAUGGACAGCCGAGUACACAGGGAGCUCUGCUUCUGGUUUGGAGGGAGGGUGAGCUGCGACGGGACGCUUCACGGUGGAGUUCCAAAUCCUGUUGGCAAAUGCAGCAAACCAAGACUUCCUAGGCCUUCACUCCACAAGGCAGAUGCUGACCAAGAACCAAGCAACUUGCAGGACGCUACAGCCUUAUGGCCUCCAGCGGCUCUUGUCUCUACCACCAAAGGAGACAUUAUUUUGAUGGCAUCGCCUGCUGUGCCUCCUCACAUCUAUGGCCUUGUGAUUUCAACCUGCACCCAGAGAGGAUUUGUACUCCAGGGGACCAAACAGCUGCAGCUGUCGCCCAAGCAAGCUCACGUGCUCGGUGUGCCAGCAAGCCAGAUGGCACUGACAGCUGUGGUCAGUGUGGUGUGA